AUGCCAGGAAAAGGAAAUGCAGUUCUAAAAGGAGAUUGCAAGGGUAAAUGCCACCCGUCAACCAUUAACGAUAGUUUUGUGGAGACAAGGACACGUCAUUUCAAGGUUAAUGGAAAGCCGUUGUAUUUUAAUGGCUUUAACGCCUACUGGUUAAUGUGUAUGGCUUCUGAUCCAUCUACAAGGGUGAAGGUCACAGAUGCAUUUCAAGAAUCUUCCAAGAUAGGAAUGAACCUGGUUAGGACUUGGGCUUUUAGUGAUGGUGGCAACAAACCCCUGCAAACCUCUCCCGGUUUUUACAAUGAGGACAUGUUUAAGGGAUUGGAUUUUGUGAUAUCAGAAGCGAAAAAGUACGGGAUUCACUUGAUUCUCAGCUUGGUUAAUAACUGGGAUGAUUUUGGAGGUAAAAAACAAUAUGUUCAGUGGGCAAGGGAUCAUGGAGGACAAUACUUGAAUAGUGAUGAUGAGUUCUUUACUAACGUUCUAGUUAAAGGAUAUUAUAAGAAUCAUUUGAAGACCAUUCUUACGAGACGCAACUCAAUCACCGGGGUUGACUACAAGGAUGAUUCCACCAUCUUUGCAUGGGAGCUAAUGAACGAACCCCGCUGCCAGUCUGAUCUAUCAGGGAAAUUUCUACAGGAAUGGAUAGUAGAAAUGGCAGCUGAAAUAAAGUCCAUUGAUAAGAACCAUCUUCUCGAAAUCGGACUUGAAGGGUUUUAUGGGGAAUCAAUGCCUGAAAAGAAGCAAAACAAUCCGGGCUAUGAAGUAGGACCGACUUCAUUACAAACAACGGCGGUUCCGGGAGCUAGCGAUGAAGCUCGAGCUAAAUUUGUUGAAAAAUGGAUUAAUGCACAUAUAGAGGAUUGUGAUUCCAUCUUGAGAAAACCUUUACUAAUUGCAGAAUUUGGCAAGUCCUCUUGGUCUUCAGGUUACACCGUAGAAGCAAGGGAUGAGUACUUUGGUGGGAUAUUCAACACGGCCUAUGAAAGUGCAAGAAACCGGGGGUCGUGUUCGGGUACAACUUUUUGGCAAGUCAUGGCAGAAGGAAUGGAUAACUGGGGUGACGGAUACCAAGUUGUCUUGGACCAAAACCCCUCCACUGCUGCAAUAAUUGCCAAACAGUCUCAAAGAAUUUCAUCACUCAACUCUUCAACCAACCUAGAGUUCUCUCCCGUUGCUGUUGAAAAAUAA
Lactuca saligna is the source of this 1188-nucleotide messenger RNA. The record is from the annotation of a GenBank genome assembly. NCBI's taxonomy places the organism in Eukaryota, Viridiplantae, Streptophyta, Magnoliopsida, Asterales, Asteraceae.